CCUCGACAGUAAAGUACAGUGACGUAAGGUUGUUGUUUAUGUGCGUCUAUGGGGAACGCCGGUUUAGUAUUGUUAAAAAAAAGAAAGAGUAAAGAAAUAGACGUUUUAUAAAAAUAAAAAGAUGUAGGUUGAGCAUAGGUAUUAUUUAAUUAUGAAAUUAACAGCAUACAAUUGGUAGCAACUAUUCUAUAUUUAUUUUCAGGCGAGAUAGCGACUACCUUAGGUUUAUGUUCACAGGACCCCGGGAACCACGUUGAAAUGUUUACUGUGGACUGGCGCAACCAUUCGCUGUCGACUCGAUACUGUUUAAAAUUAUUUAAAGGCGGUAACUGCCGAAUAAAUUAAUAUAACAGGCAAGCAUCAAUAGAGAGGGCUACACAGAACAGCGGAUAAUAGAAACCUAUUAAACCUAAGGUGUUAAAUGAAGUUAGCUAAAUUCAGGAGAACCGACGUUAAGGUAAAUUGCAGAAAACUAUUCAGUCGAGAAUAAGAGCCGUUUGCGCUCAUUUACUAAAGUUGAGACAAACAUGGUGUCUUCUAUGGUCGUCCCCGUUAUUGAUGUCCAGAAUGAUAACUUCAGAGAGCUUUGGCCCGCCAUGGUAGUGGCCAUGAAAACGGCUUCCUUCAUUGCACUGGACACGGAGCUGAGUGGUCUUGGAAAUAGGAAGUCCCUGAUGGCCGAAUCCAUAGAGGACCGAUACAAAGCCAUAUGCAGCGCUGCUCGCUCCCGCUCCAUCAUCUCUCUGGGAAUCGCCUGUUACAAGAAGCUGGACGACAAGGCUGCACACACGUACCUGGUCCAGGUGUAUAACCUCACCCUGCUGUGUUCAGAGGAGUACAUGAUAGAGCCCCAGUCGGUCAAGUUCCUGGUCCAGCAUGGCUUUGACUUUAAUAAGCAGUACGCCAGUGGGAUCCCUUACCUCAAGGGCAAUGGCAAGGGGACCUCGGAGGAGCUGGGGGUCCACAUCCGGGCCUUAUUCACCGAGGUGCUGCGAGCCAGGAAGGCCCUGGUGCUCCACAACGGCCUCAUAGACAUGGCCUUCCUGUACCAGAGUUUUUACGCAAAUCUACCCGAUCGCUUGGCCUCUUUCACCGCCGACCUAUCGGAGAUGUUUCCUGCUGGAAUCUACGACACAAAGUACGUCACGGAGUUUGAGCUGCGGCUCCCCGCCUCCUAUCUGGAGUAUGCCUACAAGAAAUGUAAGCUGGACAACAGUCGCAUUGUGACCUCUGGAGGUGCCGAGCCGCACGUACGCGUUGAGUUCUGUCAGUACGCAGGUCACAUGUCCAGCUACGUGGACUACAGAAUGUGUCAAGAUGUGUCCUCUGCUGAGGGACAGACGGACAUCUGUGAGCGCUUCUCGGCGUUUGGCUGGUGUCCAAACGGAACCCAGUGUCCGUCAUCCCAUGACACCGACCUGAUUGUCCUCCAGGAUGAGAAGGGCGCGGGGGACAAGAAGAAAAAGAAGAGGAUCAGAAACAAGAAGCGAGGUCGAGGUGAGGCACAGAACGGGGCCUCAGUCUGUGACGGGGCUCCUGACCACAAAAUCCCCCACAUGGAAGUGGACUCCGGGGACGCAGCAGCCGCGGUGCGCCCUGAAAGAGACACGUCGCAGAGGGAGGAAGAAGUGGACAUGAAAGCGUGCGAUGAGGAGAACCAAGUCUCCGAGGACAACCCCGACCACAGAAACCCUGCAGCAGCUGAAGCAUCGACCACAACAACAAGCAGCACAAAGGAGAGCCGAGAGGAAGCCAGAGAGACGGAGACGCUUAGCAACCACCCAGCUAACACCGACGCUCCCAAGACCAAGGCCGACCCAGGAACGCACCGCGCCGGGUUCGAUGCCUACAUGACGGGAUACAUCUUUGCCCACUCCUGCACCACGAUCAAGGAAGGAGUGGGAGCUGUAGAGAAUGAGCAGCAGCAGGAAGUGGUGGACAGAGAGCAGCAGCAGGCGGCGUGGCUUCCUACGUGUCUCAAUAAGGUCUACCUCAGCGGCAAGGCAGCUCCUCUCAACGUGGUUAAAAGCACCUUCGCCAGGUCGUCCAAGGUCCACAUCCAGAAGAUGAAGGCGGUUUGGGCGGGUGGGUUGUAGUGUAUAUUAGAGUUUACACAUGUGCAGCAUCACAAAGUCCUAAGGCUUUCAUCCAUUUCCUGAAUUGCUGUAUCAUUUUCUACAUUUGUGAUGUCUGCAGGAUGAACCCCGUUGACUAUUUCUUUCACCACAAGGUUCAGCUGAAUCCUGUGUAGUGUUCAGUUUAUGUUGAUUAGUAUUGCGAUCACAAUACUGCAAGAAGGAAAUGGUUUUUUUUAAUAAACUGAUGCUUGUUAAUAACAAUUGUUAUUUCACAGCAACAAGUUAUUUGAAAAGUCCAAUGAUGUUGUGGCUAAUCACGUCAGUGUCACAUGAUCGGAUCACCAAUAAUUCCAUCAAGUUUGUAUCAAAGAAAAUUGCCACAACCUGAGCUGUUGGUACGUACAGACCAUAGUAUCAUAAUGACUUUUCUCUGGAGCCUUUCAUUUCUAUUCUAAAAUACAUGUUAAGAAUUCUAAAAAUAGUAUACUAUGUUAUGGCUCUAUAAUCGUUAAAGCUCGAUAAAACGUUGCAAAAGAAAGCCGAUCUUCAUGUAAUUCCAACUUCAGUAAAUAAGUAAUUAACAUUGCAGCAGUGGAGAAGAACCGGUAAAAAAAAAAAACAGAUGUAUAAACAC
Messenger RNA from Pungitius pungitius (ninespine stickleback), 2712 nucleotides. RefSeq names its product target of EGR1, exonuclease (gene toe1). NCBI's taxonomy places the organism in Eukaryota, Metazoa, Chordata, Actinopteri, Perciformes, Gasterosteidae. The coding region runs from base 528 to 2096 and encodes 522 amino acids. The record is from RefSeq and is a predicted model, not a curated record. Gene Ontology annotation, biological process: snRNA 3'-end processing. Gene Ontology annotation, molecular function: snRNA binding; 3'-5'-RNA exonuclease activity; metal ion binding. The transcript has 8 exons. Gene Ontology annotation, cellular component: Cajal body; cytoplasm.